AAUGUUAAGGGAGACCCUUCAGAAUGAAUGCAAACAGGCAACAACUCACUGCACUUGAAGCUGAUUCUGUCUGCCUUCACAAUUUCUUUUCUGGAAAUUCAACAUCAAUGGAUCCAAAAAGAAUCAUGGAGAUUCUUGCAGCAAAUACAGAAACAAUCAAGCGUAUUCGAGUCACCUACCGUGCUCUUUAUAAUCAUGAACUCCUCCAUGUCCUUGCCAAACUACAUGAUUCUUUCUCCAGGGCAGCUUACCUUCGAGUGAGUGAAGCUUCCGAGCGAGAUGCUGAGAUAAUAAGGGCAGCACUUUUUGGAAGCAAUGCUGAUCUUAACACCAUCAUCGAAAUAAUUUGUACACAAUCCACUUCUGAGUUGAAAUCUUGCGAACAAGCAUAUCAGAUUAAAUACAACUCCAAACUUGAGAAAGAUGUUUCUGAUAAGACAAAAGGCAGCAUGAAGGAGAUUCUGAUGGGAGUUCUGAAAACUAAAAAGGAAGAGAGAGACGACACAAGCUUGGCGAUCUGCGAUGCAAAGGUACUCUAUGAAGCAAUUGAAAGUGGAAGAUACAUUGAUCAAAAGAACAUAAUCCUCAUACUGGCAAACAGAAGCACAUGCCAAAUGAAAACUACAUUCUCCUCUUUUAAACAACUCUAUGGCCAUGAGUUCAAGAAGAUUCUGAAAAAGGACAAGUGCGGUGAAUUUGGUAAAAAUCUACGCAUAGUAAUUCAAUGCAUUCAGUCACCUGAAAAGCACUACGCAAAGCAACUGCAAAGAAGAUUGAUGGUCAGUGAUGUGCAAACCCUUCUGAUAAGAACAGUGGUGUCACGUUUCAAUAUCGAUAUUAAGAGCAUAAACAGUAUUUUCACCGUCAAGAGUGGUCAGACCAUGGAAAGUCUGAUAAGGAAUGAAUUCUGCAGCAGCAGCAGUCGUGACAGUGAUAAAUCAAAAAGCUUGGUCGGCGACCUCCUUAUUGCGCUCAUCAACAACUCCAAGAACAUGUCUCGCUGA
Messenger RNA from Zingiber officinale, 1004 nucleotides. Its product is annotated as annexin A13-like. Gene Ontology annotation, molecular function: calcium ion binding; calcium-dependent phospholipid binding. The transcript has 4 exons. NCBI's taxonomy places the organism in Eukaryota, Viridiplantae, Streptophyta, Magnoliopsida, Zingiberales, Zingiberaceae. Gene Ontology annotation, cellular component: cytoplasm. Bases 24 to 1004 code for a protein of 326 amino acids. The record is from RefSeq and is a predicted model, not a curated record.